AUGUUUAUAACAAAUAAAAAGAUAUUUUUCUUAAUUUUCUUUUUAAUUCAACAAUAUUUUAUUUUUUGUUUAAAAACCGAAAUAAUAUUUCAUAUAAAUAAUGUACCAUCAUUAUUUCGUUGUGAAAAAAAUGGACUAUUAUUUUAUUUCAAUCAUUUUCCAAAUGAUAAUCUAUUUCAUCAAACAUUAGUAGAAAAUGAUCCUUCGUGUGAUUUAUUAUUAUCAUCAAUAGAUCAACGUGCUAUUAUUGAAAUUGAUAAAUUAGAUUUAUUAUGUGAAAUAUUGAAUAAAAAAAAACAUGCAAAUGAAUUUCUUUUAUUUUCAUCUAAAUGUUCAAAAGAUUUAUGUAGAAAAUUUAUACCAACAACAGCUACAAUUAUUACUGAAUAUAAAACAGGAGAUAGAAAUAUCGAAAAAAUAAAUAUAAUUUUUCGUGAUAAUAAUCAUUCAAGUCAAUUAAUGAUUGGUCAUUUAACAGAGGAUAAAUAUUUAGUUGAAGAAUUUGAGAAAAUAAAUCCGAAAGGAACUCGUAUAUUAUUAAGAAAAUUGGAAGAUAAUCAAAAUAAUUCUUUAUUAUCAUCAGAUAAAACAUUGACUAAUGAUUUAUCAAAAAUGUCUACAUUUAUGUUAUUAUUUUUGAUUUUAUUCAUAAUUAUCUGUGGAAUUUGUUUUUAUAAUAAAAAGAAAACGAACAAUAAAUUAAUCAAUAAUCGAUCAUCAGAAGAAUCACAAUAUUCUCCAGAAAUAUUAGAUGAAACUUCCAUUGAAUAA
Molecule: messenger RNA, 771 nt
Organism: Rotaria sordida
Lineage: Eukaryota; Metazoa; Rotifera; Eurotatoria; Philodinida; Philodinidae
Source: the annotation of a GenBank genome assembly